AAUUUAUCGAAUCACUUUUCUCCCGAUUGUGAGGCAUAAUAACAAUGAACAACCUUUCUGAUUCUGACUACAACUCUGACGAAGAGUUUGGCCACCCAGUGAACAGCCUUCUUGACUCCAACUCCUCUGAUGAUGAAGAUGCUGAUCUUCUGUUUGGUCCAGAUGAUGGAGAAUCUGAUGAUUAUGAACUACUAGAAGAUGAUGCUCUUCUAUUUGGCCCAGAUUAUGGAGAAUCACAAGAAUAUUUUCUGGAUCUAGCAGAAGAAGUGGAUGAAGAAGAUGACUUCUUUUUAUCACCAGAUUUUUCAUUGGAAGUCGGCGAAGAAGAAGAAGAAGAGACGGAGGAUCAGUUGGUAGAAUAUCUAGAAAGUGAACCAGAUGAAGAAGAGAUUGAAACCAGAAGAAGAUUACUUGAACCUAGAGAAGUUGAAUUUACUUCCCCAUCAGAAAAUAGAAUCAAAAUUGAACUCGAACCCAGAGAUAACAAUAGCACUACUAAUUUUGUGAGAGGAGAAUCUAAUUGGAACGAUGAGAAUGUUGUUUGUUGUUCUAUUUGUAUGAAUCCUUAUUCUUCCCAAGGAGAUGAUGAUCAUCAAGUCAGUUGUCUUCCUUGCGGACAUCUCUAUGGGUUGUCUUGUAUACAGAGAUGGAUUAAACAUUCUAAGCAAAGAUAUUCCAAGUGUCCUAUCUGCAACCAAAAAUGUGCUUUGAAGGAUGUGGUAAAGCUUUAUGUUUCAUCUCUACCUGUUGUGGAUAGAGGAAAACAAGAGAAUUCUGUAUCUUUUCAGCCUCGAGAUGAUAUAUUUAAGGUGCACUUUGCAAAGUAUAAGGAAGAAUUGGCUGACGUCAAGAGGGAGGUAUUGGAAAAUACAAAAUAUUGCGAGAGAUUGGAAAGAAUUAGCACGCAAGAUGAGUACGUCGAAGGGAUGCGUAAAUCCUAUGAAGAACAUCUCAAUGAGUUUGAAGAGAUAUGUGAAACCUAUGAGAAGCAUAUCAAUGAGUGUAAGGAAGAAUUGGCUGAUACGAAGAGGGAGGUGAUACAAAAUACAAAAUGUUGCGAGGAGAAUAGCAAAAAAUUGGAGUUUCUGGAAAGAACUGUCGAGGAGGUGUUAAAGGAAAGACGAGCAUCUAGGCGGGUUGAUGAGGAGAUUAAGAAGGUUCAACAAAGGACCGAUAAGACCAUAACUGGACUCCAGAGGAAACUCAAGCGGAAAAAAAAUGAAUUAGAUGCAAAAAAUAGGGCGGUCGAUCAACUGAUUAAGGCCACAGAAGCAAAAGACAAAAGGAUUGAGCAGCUGAUGAAGAGGAUAAAGAGGGAAUCGGGAAAGAGGAGAAAGAGAAGGGAAUUGCAGAUUCAGCAAAUGUUUAAAGGAGGGAGGCUAAUGGACCGUGCUCAUAGGCGUUCCAUUUCAGAAGCUAAGAAAGCAAAAGGCAGAAAGAUGGAGCAGUUGAUGAAGGCCAUAGAGAGACAGGAUUUGCAGAUCCAGCCAAUGUCUAAACGUAGGAGGCUAAAUGGCUAAUGGACCCAGCGUGCAGAGCCGUCUUAUAGACCAGGCCAGCUAGGCUAUGGCCUAGAGCCUCACAUUGUUUAGGGCCCAAUUGUUAUUUGAAAUUUUUGUUGAGCAAGAAUGCACCCCUUGUCUAUUAUUGAAACCAGACAUACUCAAUAUUUUUGAGACAUACUAGAUGAUGAUGCCAUCUAUGGUAUCUUUAUAAGGGGUGUCUAAGCAUACCAGAAUUACUAGGUUACCCUUUAAUUACAUUAAAUUACUUAAAUAUCCUUCAA
Molecule: messenger RNA, 1786 nt
Organism: Papaver somniferum (opium poppy)
Lineage: Eukaryota; Viridiplantae; Streptophyta; Magnoliopsida; Ranunculales; Papaveraceae
Exons: 6
Coding region: 45-1520 (491 amino acids)
Biological process (GO): protein ubiquitination; interstrand cross-link repair
Cellular component (GO): nucleus
Molecular function (GO): zinc ion binding; ubiquitin protein ligase activity
Source: RefSeq, a predicted model, not a curated record